AUGUAUACAGAUGGAUCAAGAAUUGAUUUCAAAAAGUUCUGGGGGAAUUCGCCCAUGGAAAUGGAUUGGGUCAAUGCGGAAGGAAGAUCGGGUGGUAUGGUGAGCUUAUGGGAUCCUGGAUUUUUUCAUAGAACUGAAACUAUAAAGCAUCUAUAUUUUCUCUUAAUAUGUGGAACAAUCAGAGGAGUUAGUGAACCGCUGCACAUUUUAAACAUAUACGCACCGCGGACUGCUCCGGCCAAAAGAGAGUUGUGGGAUCAUAUUAAAGGCAUGAAGGCAAAGCGAGGAGGCAUUUGGAUCAUGCUUGGGGACUUUAAUCAAGUAAGAUCUUCCGAAGAAAGAAGAAAUUGCAACUUCGACCCGACAACGGCUGCCGACUUCAACUCAUUCAUAUAUGAAGCGAAUCUCGCCGAAUAUAUCAUGAAUAGCUUCAAGUUCACUAGAUGCGUCGAUGGGGGUAAUAAACUUAGUAAACUAGAUCGCAUGCUAGUUUGCGACAAGUUUUGGGGGCUAUGGCCGAACGCUACAUUACGGGCUCUUCUGAGGAAUCUCUCGGACCACUUCGCGCUAGUCUUGAUAACCACACCAAAUGACUUUGGGCAUAUCCCCUUCAAAUUUUUUAAUGCUUGGCUUGCUAAACCUCGGCUAGAUGAUGUGGUUCGUUCUUCUGUUAGUCUUUUCACUUUUGCAGGCCCACCUGAUGUUUACUUAGCUGAAAAGCUAAGGUGCAUAAAAAAUGCAGUUAAAGCAUGGAACAAGACCACCAAGAAAGAGGAGGACGCAAACCUUAAUGUCUAA
Molecule: messenger RNA, 798 nt
Organism: Helianthus annuus (common sunflower)
Lineage: Eukaryota; Viridiplantae; Streptophyta; Magnoliopsida; Asterales; Asteraceae
Exons: 1
Coding region: 1-798 (265 amino acids)
Source: RefSeq, a predicted model, not a curated record